GAGAAUUAAGAAGAAAAGUUAACACACAACGAAGUUAGGGGUAGGGAAAUAUGAUCUCAAGGCGGCUACCGGAUACAAAGUACAGGUUAGAAAGAAAAAGGAACAGGCAACUACCGUGCAAAAUGCUCGAGUUUUUUUUAUGUCGAAAUGGUGGCGAUACCACUUAUACCCGCGAAGGUGCAAAGAAGACUCGCAGUCGAAACGUCGCGAUCCCAAUAGCUUCCAUUCUGCCUUGCGUCUAUUCAGUAAUAGAUCACAGAUGACGUCAAUAUGCGGUACGAAGAAAAUAUUGGCAGACGCAUCGAUGACGUCACUACUAAGAAUAUUUCGCCCCUUCUGUGAUCAAUUACUGUACAUACCCACAGAAAACUGGAAUCCAUUUGUUUUAAAUGAUAAGAGCAUAGUGUUCUUAGUAGUGACGUCAUCGAUACGUCUGUUCUCCGACAAAUCAUAAGAACUAAUCAAAACGCGUGUAUAUCGCAUAAAUCCGAUGUCACUAAAUUGUGAGACAACCGAUUUUAAUUCUACCUCGUUACCAUGCUGAGAGGUCCCAUGAGAUAGCAAGGGCAUGUGCGAAACAGUGCAGUUUACCUGACUGUUUGUCCGUAAAUACUCUUCGCGAAACAACAUGAAUUCAGAGAAGCCGGAUGAGGGGAACGAUCGGAAUAUCUCCGAAGCUUCUAAAACAGCUCCGAACGACCGGUUAGCUGACUGGACCGCUGAGCUCUGCAAAGAGAAAGAAACCGCGGUUUCGGCACAAACACGUGUGGCUGGAGAUUCUGCUCGUUUGACUAAAAAGCCAAAGCCUAAGGGGACCAAAGAUCCCUCUUCUUCCCAAAUAAGAGAAGCUGGUCAAUCUAUAGAACCCUCAAAGAAGGGAGAUGGUGGAAAAACAACCAUAGGCACUCCCAGGAGAGAUGUGCGUGAAAAACCGCCAGGGAGGAAAAGCGCGCCAAAAGAUGGCAGCGAGCGGCAAAGCACAUCGGCCACUAUUACCCUUCCUAGAAAGGACGUAGCGACGACCCAAAUGGUUGCUAACAUUGCAGAAAUUUUAAAAGAUUCCUUCGCCAGCUUAUCGCAGAGUAUGAGCGAAGGAUUUGACAACUUGGGACAACUGUUUCAAGGCAGUCGCUCUGCUUACGUGUCACAAGGAAGUCGUUUUUCAGACGACCUCAGCUCCGCCGACUCUGAUGUGUCGCAAGUUGAGGAACCAGCAGCAAAGAGACCAAAAAGCGAUGACGCAGGUCAAAGCACCGAGAAUGAGCUCAUCCUAGGUCAACUUGAAAAAGACUUUGACUCAGCAGAACAUAAAGGAGCGGAAAUCAACACUAAUUUAGCUGCAAUCGUCUCCAAAUUACUGAAGGAGAAAAGUGAGGAAGACAAACUCACGGAAAUAAAGAAACGUUAUCCGGCGUCCAAAAAUUGUGAGGGAUUAGCCGAAACACGAAUUAACCUGCCAAUAUGGAAUAACCUUUCAGAAAAGGCACGUUCAGCUGACAUAAAAUAGCAGAAAGUGCAAAAAUCCCUUGUUAAGGGAGCUACAGCAGUGGUGUCAGUUGUAAAGAACUUAAUCACUGCUCAGGGGAUGCCCUCAAAAAACGAAGUUGUAAACAACCUCAUGCAUGGAGUACUUUUGUUCGCCAAUGCUAACAUGGAACUAAACGUUCGUCGAAGGGAAGCGCUUCGACCGGAACUCCAUGCCAGCUAUAGAUACCUUUGUGCACCUUCAAAUC
Messenger RNA from Stylophora pistillata, 1733 nucleotides. RefSeq lists its product as uncharacterized. Lineage: Eukaryota; Metazoa; Cnidaria; Anthozoa; Scleractinia; Pocilloporidae. The record is from RefSeq and is a predicted model, not a curated record.